Molecule: messenger RNA, 805 nt
Organism: Tripterygium wilfordii
Lineage: Eukaryota; Viridiplantae; Streptophyta; Magnoliopsida; Celastrales; Celastraceae
Product: succinate dehydrogenase assembly factor 4, mitochondrial
Exons: 1
Coding region: 398-751 (117 amino acids)
Biological process (GO): mitochondrial respiratory chain complex II assembly
Cellular component (GO): mitochondrion
Source: RefSeq, a predicted model, not a curated record
UAGAUGGGGUCGAAGAUAUCCUCCACUAGACGGGGUUGAGGACAUGUAAGAUAUUUCACCAUUAAAUGUGAAUUGUACACUUUAAAAGAAUUGGAGAGCAUUCAAAUCCAAAUCGGUCUUAAGUGAGAAAUGGCCACCUUGAGGGGAACUUUGAGCCCAUUCAAGCGCAAUCAUGUAAUUGACAGGCCCAUUGAGCAAACGCUAUUGGACCAGCCCAAUUGUCUACCAUUUUAUCAAACGACGUGGCAGAGGCAUGCGCAACCACGGUGCCACUGUGCCAGCCCUAAAUUGCUACACGGCAUCGUUUUCUUUAGUGCUUGGCUAACAUUUCUUCUCUCGUAACCCCUGGCCCAGUAUUGUCUUUGUUUUUGUCAUUGAUCAGAGCUGAAGCAGCAAGAUGGGAGGAAGAGAUCUGGGCCGUCUGUUCUCUUCAAUCGCAGCACUCUCCGCACCGAAACUAGCCAUACCAUACACCAGAUCUGAUUCAGUGACUCUUUCCGUAACCAAGUCGGCGAUCCGAUUCAUCAGCUCAUCCACUCAACAACAAGAGCAUCGGGAAAAACCCUCACAAGAAGAGACCGAGACCGUAAAGGAAAAUCUUGGCAGAGAAAAAGAAGAAGAAGAGGAAGACGAUGAAGAGGAGGAUGAGGGUCUCGUGAACAAAGACACUGGAGAGAUCGGCGGGCCUAGAGGCCCUGAGCCCACUCGGUAUGGCGACUGGGAGCGAAACGGUCGGUGUUCUGAUUUUUGAUAUUUUUCCUGUAAUUGCUUGGUAUUUAGAAAGUAUUUUAAUGUGGCUCGCUUA